This is a messenger RNA of Ostreococcus lucimarinus CCE9901, 1206 nucleotides long. RefSeq lists its product with no specific name. Gene Ontology annotation, molecular function: protein binding; ubiquitin protein ligase activity. The annotation marks the transcript as partial. Lineage: Eukaryota; Viridiplantae; Chlorophyta; Mamiellophyceae; Mamiellales; Bathycoccaceae. Gene Ontology annotation, biological process: proteasome-mediated ubiquitin-dependent protein catabolic process. The transcript has a single exon. The record is from RefSeq and is a predicted model, not a curated record.
AUGUCGGCGUUAACGCUACCGCGAGGCGCGCACGCGCGCGCGACGUCAGCAAUGCUCGCACACGUUACGUGUCCGAUAUGUCUCGAACCGUUCACGGACGCGCACUGCGUGGCGACGUGCGGACACACGUUUUGUCACGGGUGCGCGAGCGCGGCGCUCGACGCGGCGGCGGCGGCGCCCCGAGACGGCGGCGCGGACGCCGGGGUGAGCGCUCGGUGCCCGACAUGCUCGUCGAUGUUUACCAGCGCACAGUUAGUGCCAAAUGCGGCGGUGAACGCGAUGGUUGCGGCUAUGAAGUCAGGGGCGAGCGAAGCGGCGGCGGCUUCGACGAGCGCCGAGGACGGCGAAGACGAUUUGGAACGAUUGACACCUUUGGUGAAGACUUUGAGCGAGAAACAUCGAAGUUUGGUGCUGGAAUCACGCGCAGUGUCGCGAGAGGUGUUGAAGGAGUUCUUAGUAGAGAGCCGAGCGAGGAAGCAGGCGAGCGCGGUGGCGCUCGAGCGAGAGUUGAGGUGUUUAGACGCCGACAUCGACGCGGUGCGAAGGGAAAUUGAGGCCUUGGGUGGCGGUGCACGAGUGUCGCACGAACGUAGUGAUUUGCACGAUAAAGAAGUGAUCGCGCACGCGAUGGAAGCGCUGGGUUUGACGCGGCCGGGUGAGUCGCAAAUCGUCAUCGACGAGUCGAAGCGACGCAGAGUGUUGAGGCAGUUUAGCGAAUUGCAGAGCUGGUAUUCCAAGAGAAGAAGCGCAGAACGAGACGAUGUCACCAGCGAUGGUGGUAAGUCGAGUGGUAGCGCGCUCAAUGGUGGUCGAGGGUACGCCCCGGACUCGACGACUAUGGAGGAGUUUUCGACGAUUAUUGACACGUUUAAACGAUACUCGAACAUUUCCAUCGCGGCGGAGAUUCGCGGCGAAGAAGACGCGUCAAACCCAGGCGCGCCCGUCAGCAGCAUUGAGUUCGAUUCGACGCAAGAGUACUUCGCUACCGCAGGUGUGUCCAAACGAAUUCAGUUUUACAACCUCGAGCACGUGCUCGAGGGGUCACAGCAACCCGCGGAUGAAAUCAACACUCGGUCCAAGCUGACGUGCUUGUCUUACAACAAGUUUGUUAAGCAUCACAUAGCGGCGAGUGAUUACGAAGGUGUCGUUUCGGUGUGGGAUGUCGAGAAAAAGUGCAGCAUCAUAGAUUUUGAGGAGCAUGAAAAG